This is a messenger RNA of Drosophila ananassae, 819 nucleotides long. Its product is annotated as programmed cell death protein 6. The coding region runs from base 124 to 630 and encodes 168 amino acids. The record is from RefSeq and is a predicted model, not a curated record. NCBI's taxonomy places the organism in Eukaryota, Metazoa, Arthropoda, Insecta, Diptera, Drosophilidae. Gene Ontology annotation, molecular function: calcium ion binding. The transcript is spliced from 3 exons.
GAAUAGUUGGUUGUACAACAGUGUUUGAUAAAUAAAUCGAAAACAUCGAUGUCUCUACCUUCAAUGGAACGCGCAUCUAUGAGUCAUAAAAAUAAGCAUAUGAUUAACUAAUUUAAUAUUAAAAUGGCAAACCAGUGCGGAAUUCCUGAUCAACAAUUUCUUUGGGAUGUAUUUCAAAGAGUGGACAAAGAUAGGAGUGGCCACAUAUCUGCUGAUGAACUUCAAAUUGCGCUUUCAAAUGGUACAUGGUCCGCUUUUAAUCCAGAAACUAUACGACUAAUGAUUGGAAUGUUUGAUCGUGAAAAUAAAGGAACUGUAUCCUUUCAAGACUUUGGAGCCCUGUGGAAGUAUGUAACAGAUUGGCAAAACUGUUUUCGAUCAUUUGAUCGGGACAAUUCUGGUAAUAUAGACAAAGAUGAGCUUAAGACGGCGCUUACAUCCUUUGGAUACAGGUUAUCUGACCAUUUAAUUGGCGUUUUACUCCGAAAAUUUGAUCGAUUUGGUCGUGGCACAAUUUUGUUCGACGAUUUUAUACAAUGUUGUAUCGUGCUGUAUGAAAAGAACAGGAAAAUACCCAGCCAGGAAGAUCUGAAGGGAAACAUUGAUGACAUUGGCCGAAAUGUGAGAUAAAAUUGUUGUACUAUAACUUCGAUUUCUGUCAAAGUUGACAUUUUUUUUUUGUGUUUUUUAAUUUAUUAUAUCUUAACCAAUUUUUAUAGGAACAAAUCUUUCUAUAUAAUCUUUUUAUAUAAAUUUAAAUGUUUUUAUUUCAGACAUUAACAACAGCAUUCCAACAACAUGACACUGAUAUGGACGGAG